AUCCUCUUCAACAACUCAUUUGUUGAACACAUCGCAUUCAACAUGGAUCGAUCGAAGCCAACAACGGCGAUACCUGAGCCAUGGUCCAUCAACACCUGGCAGAGCAAGAGCAUUGCUCAACCGAUUAUCUACGAAGAUGAAGACAAGCUAUCAAAGACACUCGUGCAGCUUGCUGCACUACCCGAUCUUGUACCAACGCAAGAAAUCGAUCAGCUGUGUGAAACUCUGCUCUUUGCUGCGCGCGGGCAAAUGUUCGUAGUACAGGGCGGUGACUGCGCGGAGGCUUUCCACGAAAUUACUCGCCCAAUUGUGAGUGGUAAAAGGGAACUUCUAGUGGCACAGGCGAAGACCUUGUCCGAAGGUUUGGGCAAGCCCAUCAUUCCCAUUGGACGGAUAGCUGGACAAUACUCUAAGCCGCGUUCCAACUGCUACGAGACGCUGUCUUGCGGAAGUCGAGUCAAUUCGUAUCGAGGCGACAAUGUCAACGGCCCAGAGAAGUCGGAGCGAGACCCAAACCCUGAGCGUCUCUGCGUCGGUUAUCACCUAGCAGCUGCAACUCUUUCAAUGCUGCGAGCCGAGAGCGGUCAGCCUCGAACUGAAAUCGAGCGCUUCACCCUUCCCUCAAGCGGCGUUUUCACCUCUCAUGAAGCCUUACAUCUGCCGCUUGAGUCGACCAUGACCCGUUUUGGAUACAACACCUCUGCACAUAUGCUGUGGAUCGGCGAGCGGACUAGACAGCUAGACGGCGGCCAUGUCGAAUAUCUUCGCGGUGUGAAGAAUCCCGUCGGCGUAAAGUUGGGACCUACCACAAAUCCAAGCGAUCUGAUCGAGAUGCUCGACAAGCUCAACCCUCGCGGAACAGUCGGCAAGAUCAUUCUCAUUACUCGCAUGGGCGCUAAAAACGUCGAAGACAAGUUGCCUGCAUUGAUCAGAGAGAUCAAGAAAUCGAACCAUGUGCCUGUCUGGUUGUGCGACCCCUGCCAUGGCAACACCGUCUCCACGCCCUCCAAAGUCAAGACAAGAAUUGUUGAGCAGAUGCUGGAAGAGCUGAAACUGACCCAUCUGAUCCACGCGGAGAAUGACUCUCAACUUGGCGGCAUUCAUAUUGAGCAGACAGGAGAAGCAGAUGUCACAGAAUGCCUGGACUCAUACAGUCAGGAUCUAUCGCAGGCCCAAUUCCCUGAAUACCGUACGCUUUGCGAUCCUCGAUUGUCCAAGUCUCAGGCUAUGUUCCUGAUCCGGGAGUACGUGCAAUUCGCGAAAGCAUUAGCACAGGAGGCGAGUCAGGUCGAGACAAUCAACUUGGAGCUGGUGCAUGGAUCAAAGGAGCAAGUCCUACUGAAAACAGCACCUGGCCUUGCGCUACAGGUCUAGCCACAUUUCUCAGCACGAUAUUCAAAUCUUCGUGACUCAUAGAUGUAAAUCAUUACAAACUUUUUCCACGAGAAGGAAUCCAGAAGCGACCAUAGUGUCGUGCGGGUGUAAGCUGCGACGACUGCAUAAUGCGGUAAAGGCAAAGAUGAUAAAUUAAUACCUCUGGCUC
This is a messenger RNA of Dissoconium aciculare CBS 342.82, 1543 nucleotides long. RefSeq names its product DAHP synthetase. The record is from RefSeq and is a predicted model, not a curated record. Gene Ontology annotation, molecular function: 3-deoxy-7-phosphoheptulonate synthase activity. Lineage: Eukaryota; Fungi; Ascomycota; Dothideomycetes; Mycosphaerellales; Dissoconiaceae. The transcript is spliced from 2 exons. Bases 43 to 1374 code for a protein of 443 amino acids. Gene Ontology annotation, biological process: aromatic amino acid biosynthetic process.